AUGGACUCGAGUCGAGAGGCUUCUCUGGAGGCCGACACGCCUUAUGAUGGGGAGGUUGAGCAGAGGCAACCCAAAAGAAAGCGAUUGAACCGGCCGUUUACUGCUUGUACCACGUGUCGAAGGCUGAAAACGAAAUGUGAGAUCGCUUCUCGAGAUAGCUGCAGACGGUGUGCAGCCUUGCGGCUUAGAUGCGACCUGCCGACACUGGAACAGGAUGCUCUACUCUCGGACUCCUCUUCGUCCCUGAGUAUCGGGGCUCGUUUGGAGCGUAUCGAAGAUAGCAUCCAAGGGAUUUCGACACUUCUAAGGACCCUAACUUCAUCGGCCAAGUAUGAUGACAGCCGGCGCAGGUCGGGGUUUUCGAGUAUACCUGACACCAACCCGACAUUGCAGCCUUUACGGCCUACAUCAUCAUAUCACAAUGGGGUUACAAGGCCUGUACCGUUGCUCAAAAAUCUACAAUUACAACUCUUCGGACCCAAGCGCGAGUUUGGGGAUGAAGUCCUGGCAAUAGGGAACGUGGUCUCGGCGGGUAUUAUAGGGGCGUCUCUGGCCAACUAUCUCACAAAGGUAUUCGUUCAACGACUGGGAAAAUGGAUCGCCGUCUACUCGGAAGCCGACCUACCAGAUGACCUUGAGCAAAACCAUCCCUUGCUGUUCAGUACCGCCUGUCUUCUCGCAUCGCCACACGUCCCUAACGUGAGCAAGGACACUAUACAGCAAGUGGAUGUUCUGGUCCGGCGCCUGACUGCAAGUACUGUUCUCAAGACUCCUAGUUUGAGCCAUGAGUCUAUCCAAGCUCUCCUGCUGCUCAGCAUGUUCAGCCCGACAAUUCAAACCGCCAUGCCCAUGGAUAGCUGGAUGUUGAGCGGAACAAGUGUUAACCAUGCCGUACUAUCGUUCAACUUGGCAAAUCCGACUCCAGAGGAAGAGGAUGAAGACACGCGACUUCGACAACUUCGCAUCUGGAAUGUCUUGUGUUUGACACACAUCCAAUUUUCUGUGGGGAAUGCUCGACCAAGCGUGAUCUCUCAGCGAUUUGUGGACUAUUGCGCCGGCAUAUUGGACUUCCAGUCAUCCACCAUGGACGACGCAGCUUUAUUCGCAGGGGUGUUACUGUAUAGCGAGACGGAGAAAAUGCUCAAUGAUUCUCCGAUCCCGAGUCAGAAGGACGGCAUUCCCGUAUACAGAGAGCUUGAAGAUUGGCACGCAUCCUGGAAUCACGUUCUCGGGACUUCCUCAUCGCGGAACUCGACGCUAGAUUUUAGUUACGACUUCUGCUACCUCCUUCUAUAUCGGACGGCGUUAAAAGCUCAGUCUGACGCCGCUGCUGUUGAAUCAGCCAUUACCCGGACGGCUAGUGAAAUCCUGAAACGAUUUCUCGUUGUGGAUUUUUCAACCGCGUUGGAAAUGCCCGACUUUUUCUUCUUCAUCGUGAUAUAUGCCACUCUCAACUUGUGCAAAUUUGCAGUCGGCCAUCAUCUGAUUGCUUCCACACAAGAAUAUCUCACAGAGCUUGCUCCCAAUGACGAACAUAUUGCUCACCGGUUUGGUGCCAUUAUUGGUGAGCUCCGGCGGGCAGCGGCCAAAGCAGGCGUGUCGCUGUCGAACAGUGCCGAAAACGAGCAAGCAUUCAUGGCAGCACAGCUCCCUGCCACCGAAGACGGGUUAACCUGGCAGAUGUUGACAACGGUGGAUUGGACAAACCUUGAUCUCACUCAUCUGGAAGACAUGAAUUUCCCUAUGGAUGGUCCUUGA
This is a messenger RNA of Capronia coronata CBS 617.96, 1758 nucleotides long. RefSeq lists its product as uncharacterized. Gene Ontology annotation, molecular function: DNA-binding transcription factor activity, RNA polymerase II-specific; zinc ion binding; transcription cis-regulatory region binding. Gene Ontology annotation, cellular component: nucleus. NCBI's taxonomy places the organism in Eukaryota, Fungi, Ascomycota, Eurotiomycetes, Chaetothyriales, Herpotrichiellaceae. The record is from RefSeq and is a predicted model, not a curated record. The transcript has 5 exons. Bases 1 to 1758 code for a protein of 585 amino acids. Gene Ontology annotation, biological process: regulation of DNA-templated transcription.